This is a messenger RNA of Rubroshorea leprosula, 456 nucleotides long. The record is from the annotation of a GenBank genome assembly. NCBI's taxonomy places the organism in Eukaryota, Viridiplantae, Streptophyta, Magnoliopsida, Malvales, Dipterocarpaceae.
AGAGACAUCCAGUUCUUGAAUUCAAGAGAGGAAGACAGAAAACAAACGGUGAGAGAGAGAGAGAUCGAAUUAUCAAAGAAGCAAAGAAAAGAGUAGUGAGAGAUGAGUCCGAACGUGAGUGCUCUGUUGAUCGGACUGGUGGGCGCCGUCAUCACCUUGUCGGCUUACUCGCAGACUCUGGUCUCUCCGACGCAGUGCGUCACCGUCGGCCUUCUCGUCCUUAUCUUCGGUUUGCUUGUAAAAGAAGGUCUCAUAUCUCUGUAACCUCUAUCUCCAUCUCUGUUCGACCGUACACCUUCGAAGUUGACUUUGAAUAUCUGUGUAUUUACUUUUCUUUUUUUGGUCCUUCUGUUGUAUUUUCUGAAACUUUGGAAAUUUGAGCUGUAUUUCAAUUUCAAUUAUUAUUUGGACUUGCUUGCCUUCCAAUUUUCUUGGAAAUAAUGAUAUAAUUUUUUU